Vigna angularis (adzuki bean) is the source of this 3459-nucleotide messenger RNA. RefSeq names its product pentatricopeptide repeat-containing protein At3g49740. NCBI's taxonomy places the organism in Eukaryota, Viridiplantae, Streptophyta, Magnoliopsida, Fabales, Fabaceae. The coding region runs from base 102 to 2246 and encodes 714 amino acids. The record is from RefSeq and is a predicted model, not a curated record. Gene Ontology annotation, biological process: RNA modification. Gene Ontology annotation, molecular function: RNA binding; protein binding. The transcript has 2 exons.
UAGUGUUCAAGAGGUUGCAUGAAGAAAUUGUUUGGUCUGGUUACCAUGGUACCCUUCCUUUCCUUCUUCUUCAUCGUCACUGUUUCAUAAACAAAUGAGAAAUGAAAGGUCUGCUGAAGCUGAACCAAAUGCUGGCAGACCUCAUUCGUUCCAACCACCACACCCAAUCCUUCACCCUCUUCGUCAUCGCCCACUCCACCUCCACACCUGACCACUACACCCUCUCCGCGGCCCUCACCGCCGCCGCCAACGCCCGCCACAUCACCUUCGGCGCCCAGCUCCAUGCGCACGCAGUCCGAACAGGGCUCUGGGCCCACUCCCACGUCGCCAACUCCCUCCUCUCGCUCUACGCCAAGACCCAUGACCUCGCCUCCGUCGAACGCGCGUUCACCGAAAUACAUUGCCCCGACGCGUAUUCGUGGACCACACUUCUCUCGGCCUGUGCCAAACUGGCCCCUGUUACCCAUGCCCUUCAACUGUUCGACCAAAUUCCCAAACGACACGCGGCGGUCUGGAACGCUAUCAUUACCGGGUGUGCGGACAAGGGUCAUGAAGGUCUUGCUUUUAACUUGUUCAGGGACAUGCAAAAGAUGGGUGUUAAGGCUGAUAAAUACACUUUUGCCACCGUGUUGAGUAUGUGCUCCUGGGAGCUUUUGGAUUAUGGAAGGCACGUGCAUUCGGUGGUUAUCAAAAGUGGUAUUUUGGGUUGGACUUCUGUGGUUAAUUCUUUGAUCACUAUGUAUUUUAAGUGUGGGUGUGUUGUGGAUGCUUGUGAGGUGUUUGAGGAAGCAGAAGAAGGUGGCACGUGUGAUUAUGUUACGUAUAAUGCAAUGAUAGAUGGUUUUGCAAGUGAAGAGAGAAGUGAGGAUGCAUUUUUGAUGUUCAGAGACAUGCAAAAGGACUGUUUUGGUCCAACGGAAGUUACCUUUGUGAGUGUCAUAAGUUCCUGUUCAUGUUUAAGAGCUGGUUGUCAAGCGCAGGCUCAAGCUAUCAAGAUGGGUCUUAUUGGUUGUGUUGCUGUGAACAAUGCAAUGCUGACAAUGUAUUCUGGGUUUGGGGAGGUUUAUGAGGUUCGAGAUAUUUUUGAGCGAAUGGAGGAAAGGGAUGUUGUUUCAUGGAACAUAAUGAUUUCAACGUUUCUACAAGAGAAUCUCGAGGAAGAAGCAAUUUUGAGCUAUUUGAAAAUGAGAAGGGAGGGAAUUGAACCAGACGAGUAUACUUAUGGAAGUUUGCUGUUUGCUACAGAUUCGUUGCAAGUUGUGGAGAUGAUCCACUCCCUUCUAUGCACAAGUGGGCUUGUGAAAAUUGAAGUUUUGAAUGUGUUAGUUUCUGCAUAUUGCAGACAUAGGAAGAUGAAGAGUGCUUUUCAAAUCUUCUCUGCCGUUCCCUAUAAAAAUUUAAUAUCUUGGAACAGUAUCAUAUCUGGGUUUUUGAUGAAUGGACAUCCGUUACAAGGGUUCGAGCAAUUCUCUGCGUUACUUCGUGCACAAAUCAAGCCAAAUGCCUAUUCCCUCAGUCUUGUUCUGAGCAUUUGUUCUAGCAUGUCAGCCAUGAGUCAUGGGAAACAGAUUCAUGGUUACAUACUAAGACAUGGUUUUUCUUCAGAAGUUUCUUUGGGUAAUUCCUUGGUCACAAUGUAUGCCAAAUGUGGAUCUUUGGAUGGGGCUUUGAGAGUAUUUGAUGCAAUGGUGGAAAGAGAUACAAUCUCUUGGAAUGCUAUAAUAUCUGCUUAUGCACAGCAUGGACGAGGGAAAGAAGCUGUGUCCUGUUUUGAGGCAAUGCAGACCACACCUGGAAUCAGACCAGACCAGGCUACCUUUACUUCAGUUCUUUCUGCUUGCAGCCAUGCAGGUUUGGUCGAUGACGGUGCUUGUAUUUUUUAUACAAUGGUAAAAGCUUAUGGAAUUUUGCCAAGUGUGGAUCAUUUUUCUUGCUUGGUUGAUCUGCUAGGUCGCAGUGGAUACCUUGAUGAGGCAGAGACCGUUAUUAAAGAUGGAUAUUUGGGAGCACAUUCUAAUAUGUGCUGGUCAAUGUUUAGUGCUUGUGCAGCUCAUGGUAAUUUAAAGCUAGGAAGAGCAGUUGCAAGACUUAUUCUGGAAAGAGACAAUGACAAUCCAUCAGUUUAUGUGCUUUUAUCAAAUAUCUGUGCAGCAGCAGGUCAGUGGGAAGAAGCAGCUAAUCUUAGAGAUAUGAUUAGAGAGUUUGGGACAACAAAGCAGCCUGGCUGCAGUUGGAUCAGAACCUAAGACUUACUGGUUAUAUGUUCUUGCAAAUUAUAAGCACCAGCUGAAUAUGAUGGAGGUCCUACACAGAUUCCAAUUUUGAAUAAACUUGGCCAUAGAGUAUGAUGUGAUAUGCAAGAAAGCAGAAUUCAUAUUGUAGCAGAAAAUUUGCUAUUAGUAUCCCGGGCAUGUGCUUUACAAUAUUUAUUUUCUCCAAGUGAAGGUAAAAAGGCCAAAGUUUGGGUAUUUUCUACAUAGAGACGGUGCUUAGAGGAGCUGAAAGUAAGAUGAGUUUGUAGUAUGGUUUUCAAAUAUCUGGGUGGACUAGCAAUGGAAGCUCCUAGAUGUAGGUUUCACUGUUAGGAAAGGAAAAUAAUUUUUUUUUUCCGAAUGUGAGAUAUUUCUUUAAGUCAUAUCAUAAUUAGGAGACCAUUCAAUUAUACCUGUGAAGAGAUAUUGCGCAUACUAAUACAGGCAUUUUUUCUUUUUUUUUGUGCUGCUCAACAGUUUUCUUGAUACCUAUUUUUCUCUUUUCUCCAUGUGUGUGGGAGAACUAAGUGGCGCUAGAGCCUACAAGAGAUCAUCAAAUAUACAAUUGGAAACAAUUAUCUACACGAAGAGGAGAGCAGAAACAGGACCAUGUCUCUGACCAUCCAGAAGAUCUGACAAGUUGGGUAUGGACCCUACUUUUUUUACCAGUCAAAAGAAAGGUCUGACAAUGGAUUUGAUAGAAUGCAUGUUGUUGACGUAUGCAUCAUUUUUAUACAGCUUGUUUUGUUUUAAACUGGAGGACUUUCAGCAGCCUUUUAACCAAAUGCAGAAAGCUUGGCUUGUUGCAGGACUUUGCUAGUGACAAGAGUCAAGGUCAGGUUUAAGACAUCGCCAAUUUGUUUGUGAACCUCUGUUAUGAUGUAAUGUCACUUGUUCAAGAGUCUUGAGCAAGUGGCUGUGACUGUUGACUAGAGGAUUAAAGAUCCAAAGUGAUACCUAAGGCUGCUAAGGAGAUUGUUGCUUCCUUGAAGAAGUACAAGGCAUGGUAACUUUGAAGCACCAGUGACUUCUGCACCAAAAGCAGUAAGUCUGGACAUCUACACUAUCAAAGAUCACAUGGACUAUCAAUUCUUAGAUGAUGAAGCCUAACAAAGACCCUUUUUUUCUAUAUGUUUUUUUCUGUAGUUUGACACUUAUAAUAUAGUCUGCAUGAAGAUUAAUAAUUGGAAGAAGAUGAGUGAAUCAU